CUUUUCCUUCUGUGGAGUAAUUUCUCUCAAAAAUUUGUGAAUAUUCUGUGUACCAUUUAGCUUAAAGUCAUCAAAAGUAUUGGAAAUUAAGCAUGACUAUAGAUGUUACAUCUUGUUUGGAUUGUGUGAAUGCAGAGCCACCAAAUUCAAUCCUCACCAUUCCACCACCUCCAUUACCAUCAUUUCUACUUCCAAAAAGCUCUGAAUUGAUUUCUGGCAACAACCAGUCAGCGCCAUGCUUUGCUGCUUUUAUGUGUAAAUCCACAAUUAAUGGGCAAUCGGAUCAUAUCGAGUUUAUUGAACUCCCACGUAACGCAAACAUAGGCAUCGAUGAGCCAUGGUUCUUUGUUUUGAUUUCAAUUGUAUGUGCUGUUCUAUUCAUUGGAACUAUAUUGGCGAUUAUUUUAUUGAAAUGUCGUGAGAAUGAUUGCUCGUAUCAUGAUACAAACUUGAAGCAUCAAAUGACAUAUCCAAGAGAUCGUGAUGCGAAUGGCAACAAUAAAGGACUUGGAUAUACAGUGGGAAAUUCUCAAUUAAUGCCUGCUUAUAAUCCACCAUUGCCUGUUUUGUGGGCAACAUUAACGCCUCAAGGAACAACGCAACAUUUCAUUGCACCAGAACCAUAUCCACAAGAAGAUCAUUACGAAGCUGUUGACUACAAUCGAAAGGCUUAUCAAGCGUGUGUUAAUGACUUGAAUAAAUCAUUUACAACGCCAAAGAAGAACCUUACAAUUAAUCCAAAUAAGGGUCAAUUUGAAAAUAAUGGAUUUAUUGAUUACGAAGAUUAUGCAGAUCCAUCACCACUAAUUGUUGCUGGAUCUUAUAACAAUUUGGAUUCAGAAAUUGAUUCUGGUAUAUCCGGAGAAUAUCAAGAUCCACAACAAUUCUCAUCAAAUCCAAGCACAAAUGGUGAAUAUUAUCCGAGUAAUGGUUCCAUUAGCAGUACUCAUUACCGAUCAUCACCAGCAUUAUCAUUGAAUCGUCAACGCAUGAUAUCGACACCUACUCGCAUCGCUAAUCCAAAUGUCGUCAUUCCACCACUCAAUAGCCGAACGCUAGCUAAGAACAUCAAGAAUGCCACAAUGAAUCAUCAACCAUCACCAAAUUAUAACAAGAGAAUUUCUGCAACUUUAAAUCAUCGUCGCUCGGUUGAGAAUCAGUAAAUAGACAUAAUGAGGUACCAUAAGAAUAUAUAAUUAGAAUUUAAUAGUUUACAAAA
Messenger RNA from Chironomus riparius, 1219 nucleotides. NCBI's taxonomy places the organism in Eukaryota, Metazoa, Arthropoda, Insecta, Diptera, Chironomidae. The record is from the annotation of a GenBank genome assembly.